AUGCGUCUCAGCGAUCAAUUUGGGUAUGAUCUCACUCUUUCCGACCAAGACGCUUUGGCGGCCUGGAACGCGACUGUCCUGGCCUUUCUGGCGCACGGUAAAACAACGCCGGAACAUCUUGAAAGAUGCCUGAGCCUCAGUCCGGAUUUCGCUCUUGGCCAUGCGGCCCGCGGACUGUUCUGUCUUUUGCUAGGUCGCAAGGAACUCCUGGGAACAUCGCAGGAAUGCCUGGCGAUUGCCAAGACCUCGGCACAACACACUCCGGUCACCGAGCGCGAGCAGGCCUUUAUCGAUGCGCUGGACACCUGGAUGCAGGGCUUUCCCUCGCGGUCCGCGGACAUCCUCGACGCGAUGCUUGUGCGCGCUCCCGAAGACGCGUUCCUCAUGAAAGUCAUUCACGCCAUCCGUUUUGUGCUCGGCGAUGCCGUCGGGAUGCGCCAGUCCAUUGAACGCGUCUUUUCGGCAUACGACGAAAAGCAUCCGGCCUAUGGCUACCUGCUUGGCUGCCGUGCAUUUUCCCUUGAGGAGACCGGCGAUUACCGCCUGGCAGAGGCUUCGGGUCGCAAGGGAUUGGAAUUCGCUCGUGACGAUGCCUGGGGCCUGCAUGCGGUCGCGCACGUUCACGACAUGACCGGCCGCUCCGAAGAAGGUGCCGGCUGGCUUGAAAACCAUCCGGAUGGCUGGGCUCACUGCAACAAUUUCGGUUAUCACGUCUGGUGGCAUCUCGCGCUGAUGUAUCUGGACCAGGGCGAAGCCGACAAGGCGCUUGCACUCUAUGAUGCAGACAUUCGCAAAGACAAGACAGACGACUACCGGGAUAUUUCCAAUGCGGCUUCGCUGCUGGUUCGUCUUGAACUGGAAGGGGUCGAUGUCGGCGCCCGCUGGGAAGAAAUUGCCCAACUCUCCGACAAACGCGCCGAAGACGGCUGCAAUGUGUUUGCCGACCUCCACUACCUGCUGGCGCUGCUGAACGGUGGACGCCGAAUGGGCUCCGACAGGCUGCUGAACGGCCUGAAAGAACGCGCGCAGAGUGAAACGGAUAUCGGCCGGAUUUCCGCCGAAGCCGGAUUGCCGACGGGCCUCGGCCUGGAGCAAUACCGCAAAGGCAACUACGCCUCAGCGUUUUCGCUGUUGACGUCUGCCCGUGACAAUCUUCACACGAUCGGCGGCUCGCAUGCACAGCGGGAUGUUUUCGAACGCAUCACCAUUGACGCAGGCUUGCGGGCAGGUUUUUCGUCAGAAGCUGAAACGCUGAUCAAGAGCCGUAGCAGCAAGCGCGGCGCACUUGACCGUUUUGCCGAACAGCGGCUUGAGAUCUGCGGAAAGAUGCGGCGCGCCGAGCAGGUGAUGGAAGACGAGAACCUGAGAGCUGCGAACUCGGUCUAG
Molecule: messenger RNA, 1386 nt
Organism: Effrenium voratum
Lineage: Eukaryota; Dinophyceae; Suessiales; Symbiodiniaceae
Source: the annotation of a GenBank genome assembly